AUGAAGACUCUCAUACAAGGCAUGUUUGGUCAGGUAAAGGCGGGCGAGGUUGUAGCUAUCAUGGGUGGUUCAGGUGCUGGCAAAUCCACUUUGCUCAACACAUUGGCCGGCCGAAUUGGGCCAGGAAAACUUACUGGUGAAAUUCUGACGAAUGGCAAAAAACGUAAUGCAUCGACAUGGAGACAGCAAUGUGCGUAUGUCGAGCAAGACGAUGUCGUCUUUCGGAACUUGUCAGUAUACAACACACUCAUGUACUCUGCCCUUCUCCGACUGCCAUCCACUAUGCCUAGAUCCGAAAAAGAACAGCGCGUUGAAAACGUCAUUGCCAGUCUUGGCUUGCAGGGAUGUCGUGACACUUGGAUUGGUGAUUCAGAAGUUCGUGGCAUCUCAGGCGGCGAGCGGAAGCGAGUUUCCAUUGGUAUUGAGCUUGUGACGGAUCCAGAUAUUUUAUUUUUGGAUGAACCUACUUCGGGUUUGGAUGCGUUCAACUCUUUAAAUAUUGUCAGCACAAUCAAACAGCUUGCGGUUGCUCAAAACAAAAUUGUGCUCAUGACAAUUCAUCAACCACGCACAGAUAUUUUGGAACAGUUUGACAAAAUUGUGCUGUUGAGUGUUGGAAAAUGCCUGUGGUUUGGCAGUACGAGUGGUGCACUUGAGAAUUUUAAAAGUCUAGGCUAUCCUCUUCCCGAAAAAACCAAUCCAUCCGAUUUCUUUUUGGACAUCAUGACACUAGAUUUGCGAUCCGAUGAACUGCGCACAAGCUCUAAAGCACGUAUUGACAAAUUCGUCGCUUCAUACGAAGAAAUACGCCAAAUCAAGCAUAAUACUAACCCUACGACUUUUGUUGCUGGGAACGAUACUAGAGACUCUGUAAAGGAACCUACUGUAUGGCCGUCUAGUUGGCUUACCGAAAUUAAAGUUUUACUACAUCGUAAUAUGGUUGAUUUGUCACGAGACAAGGCAACAAUUGGAACGACAUUUGGACAAAGUAUAUUCCUCAUGCUUCUUAUUGGCUUUAUAUAUUUUAAACUAUCCCAUGAUACUGCUGGUGUUCAGAGUCGUAUUGGACUGUUGUUCUUUAUUUGUAUCAACCAGACAUUUUCAGUGGUUAUGCCAAAUAUCUCAGUAUUUCCUAUACAGCGACAGAUUAUCAAAAGAGAGCGUGCUGCAGGUUCUUAUCGAUCGUCGUCGGCAUUUAUUGCAAAAUGGAUUUCGUCUCUCCCUCUCUCGUUUUUGGGUGCUAUUGUAUUGACAGUCCCAAUCUAUUGGAUGGCUGGACUUCAACCUACUACGGAAAAGUUUUUUACAUUCGUUUGUGUUAUUUUGGUACAUGUGAAUGCAGCCAAUGCUCUUGGUCUGCUUAUCGGAGCUGGUGUUCCUAAUGUUCGCGUUGGGCUGAUUAUUGCUCCACUGGUUAGUAUCACUUUUGUCUUGUUUGGUGGCCAACUAGUCAAUCUUGACAAGAUCCCAGCAUUUCUUCGGUGGCUGCAAUGGAUUUCUUUGAUUGCAUAUUCAAACAAAGCUCUUUGUCAAAACGAAUUUUCUGGACUUGUUUUUGAUCCAUGUCCUGCUAACCGUACCUGUUAUGCCAAUGGCGAAGCAGUUCUUGUCGAAUUUUCAUUGCACACUCCUACUCUAUGGACUGGUGUGAUUAUUAAUGUCGCUAUUUCUGUCGCCUUUUUGAUUGGCGGAUAUCUCAUGUUUGAUCGUACAAGUCGUCCACUGCUUAAACUCAAAUAG
This is a messenger RNA of Batrachochytrium dendrobatidis JAM81, 1740 nucleotides long. RefSeq lists its product as uncharacterized. Gene Ontology annotation, cellular component: membrane. The transcript has 5 exons. Gene Ontology annotation, molecular function: ATP hydrolysis activity; ABC-type transporter activity; ATP binding. Bases 1 to 1740 code for a protein of 579 amino acids. NCBI's taxonomy places the organism in Eukaryota, Fungi, Chytridiomycota, Chytridiomycetes, Rhizophydiales. Gene Ontology annotation, biological process: transmembrane transport. The record is from RefSeq and is a predicted model, not a curated record.